Solanum lycopersicum (tomato) is the source of this 1318-nucleotide messenger RNA. The record is from RefSeq and is a predicted model, not a curated record. NCBI's taxonomy places the organism in Eukaryota, Viridiplantae, Streptophyta, Magnoliopsida, Solanales, Solanaceae.
AUGAAUAAUAAGACUUUGAAGAUUGAGUACAAGGUUGAAGAAAACAAUAAACGAAUGGUUAUACACAAUGACAUGGGUGUCAGGGUGUACGUAAUGCUAAAAAAGGCGAACAUUGAUUUUAACAAAUUUCCUAUUUGUAUAACUUUUUUGGAUUCAUGUGAUAGACAGAUUUCUCAGUGUAAAGAGAUGGGGGUGUUGGCAACUGUUGCAGAAAAUGAUUGUCAUGAUAUGAUUGUUGUUGAACCGGAGGAUAUAAAUGUUGCAUUUUUAUCGAUUGAUACAACUUGGGUGAUUUCAGACGAAUCUAAUAAGCAUGUUGAGGUUGAUAAAGUAUACAAGGACAAAUCAAUUUUGAAAGCAGACAUGGAAAGAUAUGCGAUUAAAGAGAUAUUUCAGUAUAAAACUACUCGGUCAAAUUCAAUAAGGUAGUGCGCCUCUCAAAUAGUGACUUUUAAACUGUAUAAAUGUUUUUAUUGCCUAUUGUAAACUAAAUUUGUAUACUAUAUUAAAAAUUAUAUGCAGUUACACUCUGGAAUGUUUUACUAAAGGAUGUGAAUGGUUAAUGAAGACCUCUAAUAUCAACAAAUCUGGAAUGUUCAGAAUUCGAGCAUUCAACCGAAAGCAUACAUGUCCUUUAAACGAUAGAGUUUAUUCGCAAAGACAUGUAACUAGCAAUUUAAUAGGAGGGAUUGUGAAACCUAAAUUUGUAGAUCAUAAACGUAAAUAUACACCAGCUGAUAUAAGAAAGGAUGUUAAGAUUGAUCUAGGAGUUGAUGUUAACUAUAUGAAGGCUUGAAGGGCCAGGGAGAAAGCAUUAAAAGCUUUGAGGGGUACACCAGCUGCAUCAUAUGCAAAGUUACCUGCGUAUUUGUAUAUGAUGGAUAUCACUUACCCGGGGUCUCAUAUACGUAUGAAAAAGAGUACGAAUAAUGAGUUCUUGUAUCUAUUUGUUGCAUUGAAUACAUUUAUCCAAGGAUUCAAUCAUUGUAGACCAGUAGUCGUGGUGGAUGGUAGUCAUCUGAGAGGUCCAUAUAAUGGUACAUUUGUUGCAGCAAGCACGACAGAUGGCGCAGGACAUAUAUUUCCACUUGCGUAUGGUAUUAUCGAUUCAGAAAAUGAUGCUGCGUGGACUUGGUUUUUUGAGCAACUUAAAGAAGCAUACGGUGAGAGGAGUAACAUGUGUGUUGUGUCUGAUAGAAAUGAGAGCAUUAUAAAGGCUGUUACAAAUGUAUACAGUAAUGUCCCACACUAUGGCGAAGCCGCUGUAGCGGGUGAUGGCCGCUAUGGCGGGUUAGAUGCAACUCAGGCCUUUUCUUGA